UCAAUGAAACUGCCUCCAUUCUGUUCCAGCAGUAUCACAGCCACCAAGCAGCUCAGGCUUGUAAAAAAAAAAAAACGUUUAGUUGAGCAGAACAGGAGAGCUGCUUGGGUUCAGGCUCAAUCUGCAUGCAACGGUAUAUCUGACUCCCUUAGUACUGUAGAGCUGGUUUUGUAUUCCUGUACAAAAUCAUUUUUGGAACGGACUGGUCUUCCUGGGACGGCAGGGGCACGCUAUAUAAUGUGGAUGAAGCAUUAGGGAGAGAGAUCUAUUUAGUCUUUCUAACAUGAUUUUCUCAGCCCCCGUCAUUGCCCUUGGAGCCACUUUGGGGACGGCAUCAGGCAUCCUUGCCAUCUGUGGACUCUCGCUCCUCUGCAAGUCUUGCAAAAUUGGAAUCUCUGAAAAAGACCAGGAAUCGGAUUCAGAAAAGACCCAACCCAGUGUGGUUCAUUCUGCACAGCAGUUCAGCGUUAAGAAGUCCACAGAGCCCAUCCAGCCCAGGACUCUGUUAACGUUUCCCAGAAUCUACACGCCCAAACCCUCGGUGACAUCACCGGAGCUGAUCAACUCCACCGACUGCACCUUGGAAACAACAGAGGAGCCUGCAGCUGAAAACACUGCGGAGCCUGACGACGGUUGCCUAGCAACCGACGACUCUGAUGAGGUCUUUAUCUUCCCCAGACAAGAUUCCAAAGAAGCCCUUGCCGUCUCCGAGGACAGGAAAAAAAACGUUGUCAGUAGCACAGCCCCAAACCCGAAGCUACACUUCUCUCUCCGGUACAACACCCAGACAUUAGAGCUGCAUGUGACAGUCAUCGAAGCUGAGAAUGUUAGCACAAAGCAAGGCCGCGAUUGCUACCUCACUGGACACCUGAUCACCAAGUCUGGAAGGAGGGAGGCCCUGACGUCAAUCCGCCGCGUGAAGCCCCACCUGCUGUGGGAGGAGACCCUGGUGUUUCCGCUGCCAGAGGGCUAUGGGAUCGAGGGAGAGAUCGCCCUGUCCCUCUUCAACUGUGACAAGUUCUCCCGACACACCAAUACAGGAGUGAUGAGGUUCAAACUGGCCGACGUGGGCAUGCUGUCAGACGCAGACUGCUGGGUGGACCUGCAGCCUCUCAAACAGGAUCCUGCCGUUUCCGUGGGCGAGAUUCUCCUCUCCAUCAGUUACCUCCCGGCUGCAAACAGACUGGGUGUUGUGGUCAUGAAAGCGAGGAGCUUGCAGUCAGACAAGCUGAAGGAUGUGAUCGAUUUGUCUGUGAAGCUGGCUUUAAAGCAUCAGUCCACGAAGCUGAAGAAAAAGCAGACAAGGAGGGUGAAGCACAAGAUGAACCCUGUGUGGAACGAGAUGAUGAUGUUCGAGGUUCCCCACGAGCUGCUGUCCCAGUCCAGCCUGGAUCUGGAGGUGCUGAACCAGACCUGUGUGGGGGACGUCCAGUCACUGGGGCGCUGUGCUGUCGGGAUGCAGUCGACAGGUACCGGGCUCCAGCACUGGCAGCAAAUGCUGAAUAACCCCAGGAAACAGCUUGCCAUGUGGCACCCUCUGUAUGAGUGAGCUCACCCAGGAAGAGCCCCAGCAGAGACUCACACUACUGCAAAACCACAAUGAAGAUUCAUAGCAGUAGGGGUUUACACCAGACAUAAUAUCAUUCACAUGCUCCCAAAUCAAAAUACAAACACCAAUAAUAAUCCCCAUACCUGUCACCUAUUCAUCUAUAUGCAUACAUA
Polyodon spathula (Mississippi paddlefish) is the source of this 1722-nucleotide messenger RNA. Its product is annotated as synaptotagmin-13-like. Bases 284 to 1549 code for a protein of 421 amino acids. The record is from RefSeq and is a predicted model, not a curated record. Lineage: Eukaryota; Metazoa; Chordata; Actinopteri; Acipenseriformes; Polyodontidae. Gene Ontology annotation, molecular function: syntaxin binding; phosphatidylserine binding; clathrin binding. Gene Ontology annotation, biological process: regulation of dopamine secretion; calcium-ion regulated exocytosis; regulation of calcium ion-dependent exocytosis. The transcript is spliced from 6 exons.